CUCAUGACUCACCCACUUCUCUGUUCAUUACAUCAGGAAAGGGAGACAUGAAUCAUUCCUAGUAGGCUAAGGUCACAGAGCAUAAAAAUGUGGUCUUUGCAAUCUUUUUGCUUAAAAGCUGAUACUGAGUUAUAUAGCAAAUAUUUAUUGAGUUCCUGUUGUAUGACAGGACCUAUGCUAGGUGUUGGAAAUAGAAAUGAAUAAAACAUUUUCCAAUAGAAUGUUUAUAGUAUAGUGGAGAAUGUAGUUUUCCAAUUUCCCCUGCCUCUGAGGCUGAGAAUCUGGAUGUAGAGUUCUUGCAUGCUUAUAUAGAAGAUUAUGUAUUUUUAUGUAUUUAGAAUUUGAAAGUUAUAAAUUGUUUGCUUCCUUUUCUAGUAAACCUGGAAUUUCUUCUUCAGAGAUUGAACCCAAUAUUCUGUAAAUCACAGAAUAUUACAAUUGACUUGGCUCUUGCCUGGUGUGGUGGCACAUGCCUAUUACUCAGUGACUUAGGAGGCUGAGACAGGAGAAUCACGAGUUUGAGGCCAGAGUAAACAACUAAACCUCUCUCAAACUAAAAAAUGCAAAGGGCUGAGGAGGUAGCUCGGUGGCAAAGUGUCCUGGGUUAAAUCCCUAGCACCAAAAAAAGGAAAAAAAAAAAUUGAGUUGGCUUUCUCAUUUGAAGCUGAGGAAGCUGUGGAACUCAUAAGAAAGGAAGUGAUUUUCCCAAGGUCAAGUAGCAAGGGGCUAGUAUUACAGAUGGCCUGACUCCCACUGCAGUGCUCUUUCCACCUGAAGGAUCCUUUAUUCAGCUACUGAGGUUGAAGCCGAAUGAGAAUCUGAAAUUGUACCGAACCAAUUUAUUCCCUACCUACCAUAGUAAUCCUUGAAGAAAUGCAGCAGGAUAAAAGAGUUCAAUUUAUAAGUUGCUGUUCCGAACUGUAGUGGAGGAUUUGCAACUAGGUUUUUAUCCUGACGCUGCAUUUACUGGUUACCUUAAACUACUUAACUGCAUUUCUUUGAUUAAUGGUUUCCUCAUCUUCAAAAUAAGAUGAUGUUUGCUGUCCUUUGAGCUCAUCCUUGAAAGUAGAUGAGAUCUCCCAUACCCUGAGUUCCUCUUUUUUUGUAUAUGUCAGGACCUCUGCUGUGAGACUGAUGUGGAUACCAUCUAGUAGGUGGAAUACUCAGCCUGGUGCUUUAUAUAUUGAUGAAGUUCCUCACAGAAGACCAAGCACUGGGUGUUAAACAACUUGAUGAGAAAUUGUAGGUGACACUGUUGCCACUACUAGAGGAACCAGGGCCAGAAGCAGAAUUGGAAGAGUCUAGCUAAGUUAUCUGUAGUUAGUGAAAGAAUAAAUAGACCUGGCAUGAGAGUCAGGAAAUCUGCGUUCUAGUCUCAACUCCUGGUCAAAGGAAUUAAUAUUUUCUGGCGUUAGUUGCUUGUAAACAUCUGAUUAUGUCCAGGAAACAAUACUGGAGAUCCCCUUCAGGCUUAAAAUGUUAAGACUCCAAUAAGCUGACAUCACCACCCUAAUUGCACACUCUCUUCAGCUAGUAUGUGGCAAGUAGUAAGCAUAUUUAUUAAACAUCUUUAGAAAUAAGUAUGAAAUACAGUGUUAUAGUUCAUUAUCAACAUAGAAAACUUAGAAACUUUAGAUUGAAAUGAAGGACACUGUGAUAAAAUAUAGUAUAAAGUUCUGGGAAUAAUCAGUUGUUAAUGUUCUGCAUUACAUUUAACCUCCACUUGUCUUUCUUUAAUGCCAAGCAUAGUUUAGGAUUCCCUUUCUAAUUUGUUUAGUGAGACUUAGUGGAGCAAACAAAAUUUAAUAUUAGGUUAAACUAACCAAAAUUUUCUAAGGGAAGAGAUCUUAAAUUCUUUCUAAAAUAAUAAUAAAUUACUUUGGAAUUGUAUAUCUGGAAUAUUACAAUAUCAUCAAUUAUUCUUGGUACUACCUUCUUCAUAUUGGAAGUAGAGUUAACCAAUAAGCCAAAGCAAUUUGCAAUAAUAAAACUAAAUUCUUGACCUAUUUUUUUCAUGGUCUUAUAGUAUUUUAAGAUUUGUAAGGAUACUAUAGUAAUCAUUUCAUACAUUGUUUGGGGCCAAUAAAUCUUUGCUGUGGGCAGUUGUUCCAUGCAUUGUGGGAUGUUUAGUAACAUCCUUGACCUUUACCCACCAGAUGCCAAUAGCAUCACUAUCCCUUCCUGCAGUUGUGCCAACAAAAAAUAUCUCUAGACAUUGCUCAGGGUUCCCUGGGGAACAAAAUUGCCUGUAGGUGAGAACCACAAAUCUAGUGCAGAUUUCCAUUAAAUUCUAGAAAUACAUGUUAAGUGUUAUUAUUGAGCAUGUAGUCAACAGGUACUUGAAAGUUUCUGGGGAUAGGAAGAUCAUUGUGAACUAAGAAAACUUUUUUCUCACUUUCUGAAAACUUGCUUACUAAAUAUCAUCUUUGAAAAAUAGGGUGGGAUUCCUCAGAAACAAAUCCAGUUUUAGCAGAUAGAUGUUUACCCAGCUCCCUCUCCACUACAAAACACUGAAAGAUGCUGGAUGAAACACAACUUUUAAUGCAUAACUGAGCCUUUAAGAAAGCAGGGGAACUCCCCAGAAGAAGAACAACAACAAAAAGUCAAAUAUGAAAAUUUAAACGGCAUUAAAUAAAUGAGAUUUUAUGGGGACCAAAAGAUUUUAGUUUUAACGGCCAGGAAGGAUAAAAGAUGAAACCUUGCCUUGGAUCCACAUGAAGAAUGAAGUUCAUUAUCCCUUGUGAUGCCAGAGUUUUCAGUGAAAGAUAGCUUAGAAAAAUGUCACCCUGUGAUACGGAAAGACAAAUGAGAAACUUGUCUGUCUUGGCAGUGGGGGUGAGUAUGGUGGUUGUUAUAUUCUCUACCUUCUUACAUGGUGGGUGUUUAAUUUGUUUAAUAUGAAAUGACCCAGAAACAGCCAAGCAAAGUCACUAACAUUUAGUGGUUCUAGACUGAUGAUAACUGCUGAAGCAAUGAAGGGGCACAUUCUUAACCCAAGCCCUUGUGUACUUCUCUUAGUUAAAGCCUACUGUAAAUGAGCUUUCACUCACAAAUUUGUAAAACUUAAGUUUGAACUUCCUUCUUCCAGAAUUUUAGGUAAUAGGAAUAUCAGGCUGUUUUAAGUUAUAAAAAUCAUAAAGAGUAAACAAGAUAUGAUCAGAGCAUGAAGAGAUUUGUGGAGAGAGCUUGUAGGAAUUUAAAACAUCAAAAUGAAUAAAUCAUUCAGCAAAUUAAAAUAGGCUGAAUUUCUUAAAGAAAUCACCCAGAAUGCAACAGAGAAAUAAAGUGAUAGGAACAUGAAAGGCAUCAAGAGACAUAAAGGGUAAAAUGAGAAGGUUUAACAUAUAUUUAAAAAGAGCUCUAAAAGAAGAUAAAGAGAUUUAGGAGGGGCAAGAGUUAAAGAGAGAAUACCUGAAAUUUUCCAGAGUUCCUAAAAGACCUAAGUAUUUAGUGUAAGAAACCCAUUUAUUGUAACCUCUACAAAUAAAAAUGAAUCCACAUCUAAACAUAUUGUAAAACUACAGAAUAGGAAAAAUGAAAAGAAUGUUAAAAACACCCUCCCUCCAAAAAGACAAAUUAUUUACAAAGGAAAAACUUCUCAGAUUGACAGCUGAUUUUAUCAACAGGAGUGUUAGAAGCCAGGAAUCAUUAGAAUAGUAUUUUCGGAGUACUGAGGAAAUAAUUGACAGUCUAUAGGUUUAAACCAAGCUAUACUUUCAAGAAUAGUAGGAAUAAAGACCUUUUCAAAGAGACUAAGAUAAUUUACCAUUAACAGACCCUUGCUAAUUGAACUGCUCAAGGAUGUACCUCAGGAAGAAGAAAAUUGAACCUAAGAUGGAAGAAAUAAGAUCUAAGAAGGAAUGGAUUAAUGAGAAUGACCAGUCCUGCCACUGUUAUGAUACCCCAGGGUGGAAAUGUGUCAUCUUCCAUGAUGGCACCAGGCCCCAAUCCAGAGUUGCAGCCCAGGACCCCUCGCCCUGCUUCUCAGUCAGAUGCAAUGGAUCCACUCCUCUCUGGGCUCCAUAUGCAACAGCAGAGUCAUCCCUCAGGAUCUUUAGCUCCUCCUCAUCACCCAAUGCAACCUGUCCCCGUGAAUAGACAAAUGAACCCAGCUAAUUUUCCCCAGCUGCAGCAGCAGCAACAGCAACAACAACAGCAACAGCAGCAGCAGCAGCAGCAGCAACAACAAUUGCAGGCAAGACCCCCACAGCAACAUCAGCAGCAGCAGCAGCCACAGGGGAUUCGACCCCAGUUUACUGCCCCAACUCAGGUGCCUGUUCCUCCAGGCUGGAACCAGCUGCCUUCUGGAGCUCUUCAGCCUCCUCCAGCCCAGGGUUCUCUGGGCACAAUGACUGCAAACCAAGGGUGGAAGAAGUCUCCCUUGCCUGGCCCAAUGCAACAGCAACUCCAGGCAAGACCAUCCUUAGCCACGGUACAGACACCUUCCCACCCUCCCCCUCCAUAUCCCUUUGGCAGCCAGCAAGCCUCACAAGCCCAUGCAAACUUUCCUCAGAUGAGCAACCCAGGCCAGUUCACAGCUCCUCAGAUGAAGAGCUUACAGGGGGCGCCCUCCAGGGUCCCAACCCCGCUGCAGCAACCCCACCUCACCAACAAGUCUCCUGCCUCCUCACCCUCCUCCUUCCAGCAGGGAUCCCCUGCAUCCUCCCCAACGGUUAACCAAACUCAGCAGCAGAUGGGACCAAGGCCACCUCAAAAUAACCCACUUCCCCAGGGAUUUCAGCAACCUGUCAGCUCUCCAGGUCGGAAUCCUAUGGUUCAACAGGGAAAUGUGCCACCUAACUUCAUGGUGAUGCAGCAGCAACCACCAAACCAGGGGCCACAGAGUUUACAUCCAGGCCUAGGAGGAAUGCCUAAACGCCUCCCACCUGGCUUCUCAGCAGGACAGGCCAAUCCGAACUUUAUGCAAGGUCAGGUGCCUUCUACCACAGCAGCCACCCCUGGGAAUUCAGGAGCCCCUCAGCUGCAAGCAAAUCAAAGUGUCCAGCAUGCAGGUGGUCAAGGAGCUGGUCCUCCUCAAAACCAGAUGCAGGUGUCCCACGGGCCACCAAAUAUGAUGCAGCCCAGCCUCAUGGGAAUUCAUGGCAACAUGAACAACCAGCAGGCUGGUAGUUCUGGGGUUCCACAGGUGAACCUGGGCAACAUGCAAGGCCAGCCCCAACAGGGCCCACCUUCUCAGCUGAUGGGCAUGCACCAGCAGAUUGUACCCUCCCAGGGUCAAAUGGUCCAGCAACAAGGAACUCUGAAUCCUCAAAACCCUAUGAUUCUUUCAAGGGCCCAGCUUAUGCCACAGGGCCAGAUGAUGGUGAACCCUCAGAACCAAAAUCUUGGGCCUUCACCCCAAAGGAUGACCCCACCCAAGCAGAUGCUGUCCCAGCAGGGCCCACAAAUGAUGGCACCACAUAACCAGAUGAUGGGGCCUCAGGGACAAGUUUUGCUCCAACAGAACCCAAUGAUAGAACAAAUCAUGACCAAUCAGAUGCAGGGGAAUAAGCAGCAGUUUAACACUCAGAACCAAUCCAGUGUCAUGCCGGGACCAGCACAGAUAAUGAGGGGACCAACUCCGAACAUGCAAGGAAACAUGGUGCAGUUUACGGGACAGAUGUCAGGACAGAUGCUGCCCCAGCAAGGGCCUGUGAACAACAGUCCAUCUCAGGUUAUGGGGAUUCAGGGACAGGUCCUGAGGCCACCAGGGCCCAACCCGCACAUGGCCCAGCAGCAUGGUGAUUCUGCAACUACAGCAAAUAAUGAUGUCAGCUUGUCUCAAAUGAUGCCUGAUGUUAGCAUGCAACAAACCAACAUGGUUCCCCCCCACGUGCAGGCCAUGCAGGGAAACAGUGCCUCGGGAAACCACUUCUCAGGCCAUGGGAUGCCUUUCAAUGCACCUUUCAGUGGAGCACCCAAUGGAAAUCAGAUAUCCUGUGGUCAGAAUCCAGGCUUUCCUGUCAAUAAGGAUGUAACGCUAACAAGCCCAUUGUUGGUCAACUUAUUGCAGAGUGACAUCUCUGCGGGUCAUUUUGGGGUAAACAAUAAGCAAAAUAAUACCAACGCAAAUAAACCUAAGAAGAAGAAACCCCCUCGGAAGAAGAAAAAUAGUCAGCAAGACCUAAACACCCCAGAUGCUCGUCCAGCUGGUCUGGAGGAGGCUGAUCAGCAACCAUUGCCUGGAGAACAAGGAAUUAACUUGGACAACACAGGCCCUAAACUGCCAGAGUUUUCAAAUCGGCCACCAGGUUAUCCUACUCAACCAGUUGAACAGAGGCCACUGCAGCAGAUGCCUCCUCAACUCAUGCAGCAUGUGGCACCCCCACCACAGCCACCACAGCAGCAGCCACAGCCACAAAUGCCUCAGCAGCAGCAGCAGCAGCCUCCACCUCCUAAUCAGCCGCAGUCUCAGCAGCAGCAGCAGCAGCAGCAGCAGCAACAGCAGCAACAACAACAACAAAUGAUGAUGAUGCUCAUGAUGCAGCAAGAUCCCAAAUCCGUUAGACUUCCAGUUUCCCAAAAUGUUCAUCCCCCAAGGGGACCUCUGAACCCAGACUCUCAGAGAAUGUCCAUUCAGCAGAGUGGCAAUGUACCUGUCAUGGUCAGUUUGCAAGGACCUGCCUCUGUGCCACCAUCACCUGAUAAACAAAGAAUGCCAAUGCCUGUAAAUACUCCUUUGGGAAGUAAUUCGAGGAAAAUGGUAUACCAGGAGAACCCACAGAAUCCUUCUAGUUCACCUCUGGGAGAGAUGUCCUCACUUCCUGAAGCAAGUGGCAGUGAAGUUCCAUCGGUGUCAGGAGGCCCAAAUAACAUGCCUUCACAUUUAGUGGUUUCCCAGAACCAGUUAAUGAUGACAGGGCCUAAACCUGGACCAUCACCCCUUUCAGCAACUCAAGGUGCAACUCCCCAGCAACCCCCUGUAAAUUCCCUUCCCAGCUCCCAUGGCCACCACUUUCCAAAUGUGGCUGCUCCAACCCAGACAUCUAGGCCUAAAACACCAAACAGAGCUAGCCCCAGACCCUAUUAUCCUCAGACACCCAACAACCGCCCUCCCAGCACAGAACCUUCAGAAAUCAGUCUGUCACCAGAAAGACUUAAUGCCUCCAUAGCAGGACUCUUCCCUCCACAGAUCAAUAUUCCAUUACCUCCUAGGCCAAAUUUAAAUAGGGGCUUUGAUCAACAGGGCCUAAAUCCAACAACUCUGAAGGCCAUUGGGCAAGCACCUUCAAAUCUUACCAUGAAUAAUCCUUCCAAUUUUGCAACCCCACAGACUCACAAAUUAGAUUCUGUGGUGGUGAAUUCUGGAAAGCAGUCUAAUUCUGGAGCAACAAAACGAGCUAGUCCAAGCAGCAGUCGCAGGUCUAGUCCUGGGUCCAGUAGGAAAACUACCCCAAGUCCUGGGAGGCAAAAUUCAAAAGCCCCUAAACUUACUCUGGCAUCUCAAACAAAUGCAGCCCUGUUACAGAAUGUGGAGUUACCAAGAAAUGUGUUGGUCAGUCCCACUCCUCUGGCCAAUCCCCCCAUACCUGGGAGCUUUCCUAACAACAGUGGGCUGAAUCCUCAGAAUCCCACCGUGCCCAUGGCUACAGUGGGGGCUGUUCUCGAGGAUAACAAGGAGAGCUUGAAUAUGCCUCAGGACAGUGAUUGCCAGAAUUCCCAGGGUAGGAAGGAGCAGGUAAAUGUUGAGCUAAAAGCAGUCCCUGCCCAAGAAGUUAAAAUGGUUGUCCCUGAAGAUCAAUCCAAAAAGGACGGGCAGCCUUUGGAUCCUAACAAACUUUCCAGUGUUGAAGAUAACAAAACUUUGGUGUCUCCUGCCAUGAGGGAAGCACCAACAUCAUUAAGUCAACUUCUUGACAACUCUGGAGCUCCUAACGUGACCAUUAAACCCCCUGGGCUUACCGAUCUGGAAGUAACACCUCCAGUAGUUUCAGGGGAGGACCUCAAAAAAGCACCUGUCAUUCCCACACUGCAGGAUCCGUCUUCUAAAGAGCCCUCGAAUUCCCUAAACUUACCUCACAGUAAUGAGCCAUGUUCAACCCUUGUGCAUCCAGAAUUGAGUGAGGUCAGUUCCAAUGUUGCACCAAGCAUCCCUCCAGUAAUGUCAAGACCUGUCAGUUCUUCCUCCAUUUCCACUCCCUUGCCCCCAAAUCAAAUAACUGUUUUUGUCACUUCCAACCCCAUAACCACUUCAGCUAACACAUCGGCAGCCCUGCCAACUCACUUGCAGUCUGCUUUGAUGUCAACGGUUGUCACAAUGCCAAACGUGGGUAGCAAGGUUAUGGUUUCUGAGGGACAGUCAGCAGCUCAGUCUAAUGCCCGGCCUCAGUUCAUUACGCCUGUCUUUAUCAACUCGUCCUCAAUAAUUCAGGUUAUGAAAGGAUCACAGCCAAGCACAAUUCCUGCGGCCCCACUGACAACCAACUCUGGCCUGAUGCCUCCCUCUGUUGCAGUUGUUGGUCCUUUACACAUACCUCAGAACAUAAAAUUUUCUUCAGCUCCUGUACCAACUAAUGCCCCUGCCAGUAGUCCUGCUUCUAACAUACAGACAAAUCGACCCUUGGUCCUUAACUCACGAGCCACUCCUGUUCAGCUUCCUUCACCUCCUUGUACAUCUUCUCCAGUUGUUCCUCCUCAUGCCCCUGUCCAGCAAGCAAAAGAAUUGAAUCCAGAUGAGGCCAGUCCUCAGGUGAGCACCUCAGGAGAUCAGAGCUCUCUGCCCUCUUCACAGUCAACCACAAUGAUUUCUCCCCUUUUGACCAACAGUCCAGGCUCCUCUGUCAACCGACGAAGCCCAGUCUCAUCUAGUAAGGGGAAAGGAAAAGUGGACAAAAUUGGCCAGAUUUUGCUGACCAAGGCAUGUAAGAAAGUUACAGGCUCUCUUGAAAAAGGGGAAGAGCAAUAUGGUGCAGAUGGAGAGACUGAAGGCCAAGGGCUAGAGACCACAGCUCCUGGACUUAUGGGAACAGAGCAGUUAUCCACAGAACUGGACAGUAAAACCCCAACGCCCCCAGCACCUACUCUGCUAAAAAUGACCUCUAGUCCAGUAGGCCCGGGCUCUGCCUCAGCAGGACCCAGCUUACCUGGCGGUGCUCUCCCCACCAGUAUGCGCUCAAUAGUACCCACUCUGGUAUCCUCUGAGCUCAUCUCCACGACGCCAACCUCUAAAAGCAAUCAUGGUGGCAUAGCAUCGGAGCCACUUGUGGGUGGCCUAGUGGAGGAGAAGGUGGGAUCCCAUCCAGAGCUUCUACCCAGCAUAGCCCCUUCACAGAAUUUAGUUCCAAAGGAUACUCCAGCCACAACACUGCAGGGGCCUGUUGCCAGAUCAGAACUCGAGGCAAAUGCUGCCAUAGUCUCUGGACAAAGCAGUGAGCCAAAAGAGAUCGUUGAAAAGUCCAAAACCCCAAGCCGAAGAAACUCCCGAACUGAAGAGCCAACUGUGGCUUCUGAAAGUGUGGAAAAUGGACAUCGUAAGCGAUCCUCCCGACCUGCUUCAGCCUCCAGCUCUACUAAAGACAUAACCAGUGCAGUGCAAUCAAAACGAAGAAAAUCCAAGUAAAACAAGCUGGAUGGUGACUUGAUACUUGUAAAUGUGUGUGAAUUUUACAAAGAGCAAUUUUGAGCUGUGACUUUUUUAAAUCUAUUUCUGUACAGUUAGUCAUUUUAAUAAUGUGGCCCUUUUCCUAGUCCCUGCAACCUGUUUUGUAAAGUGCAAUGGGGAAAGCAGGGUUGUUGAGCCCUUUUGGUGUUGCAAGAUGAAGUUCAAGGUUUUUAAAAUGUUGCCAUGUAUUGAGAGGAGCUAAUGCCAUUAUAAAUGUUAUUAGUUUUCACAUUUCCUAAGCAGCCUAGAGUACAGGGUGAACAUUUUUAGGUCUUCUAAUGAUGUAUUGUGCUGUGGAAGUACUGUGUGUGAAUAGUCGUAGCAGGGGCAAAAGCAAUCUUGUCAUUUGGAAAUGUUGUAAAUAAUUUUAUUAUAUAGUGUUUUGGAUGUAUUUGUUGUAGAAAUGGACCAGUGAAUAAAGAGAAUCUAAGGGUUUGUUACAAUGUGAAAUACUGAAUGUGCUAAAUAAAUGUCAUUGUCAUAGAACAUAAAAGUAAGUUAUUGGCAAAGGAUCAUUGGGAGAGCAAGCUUUCUUUGAACCAUAAAUGAGUAGAACAGUCUUCUUUGUGAAUUAGAACAUCCUUAUGAAAUGCCCACCUGGCAAGUUGAGGAAAUGCGUAUGCUUGCUCACUCAAUUCAUUGGCUUUGAAGAAACCAGCCCAGUUCAGCACUAUACCAGAUACUUUGGUAUAUUCUGGUCAGAUUUCUUGUGGUUGUAAAUAGCAACUGACUUAGGGUCAAAGGUCACCCAAGAUUUUCUAGAGACAAAAAACUGUCAGCAAUUCAAAUGGCACUUUUCUCCACAUCAUAUAUCUGCUUCUCCUUCAUGUGUGUGACAGAGUGCCUCAAACAACUGUUUACAUCUCCUCCAUUGAGGAGCUAAGCCUGGUCUAAUCAUCAAGAUUAUUUGUACCAGCAUCAAGAAUUUAUCCCACUAGUGGCUGGGGUUGUGGCUCAGUGGUAGAGCACUUGCCUUAGCGCAUGUGAAGCUCUUGGUUCCAUCCUCAGCACCACAUAAAAAUAAACAAAGCAAAGGUAUCGUGUCCAUCUACUACUACAAAAAGUGCAAUGGGGAAAGCAGGGUUUCCACCGUUAGUCCAGUUCUCUAGUUACAUGGGCAACUUCUAAGUUAAAGGGGUCAUUUUAUGUUAUAUAUUUCAGAGAUGUCUACCACAUCCCACUCUUGAGCUGCCCUAUAUCUAAUCUGUAUCAGGCCUAAGAAUGACUUCUCAUCAACAUACCCAAAUUUUUCCCUUUCCUGACUCAGUUCUUUAAAAUUUGCAUAGUCUCUAAAGCUAUCUGCUUCUGCCCCAGCCCUCAACCUUCAGGGAACUCCAGCGGUUGGGGUUCCCUGGCCAUGUCUCAUUGUGGGCCUCAGCCUUUUCACUCUCUCCCCUAGGGCUAGAUUUAGACUUCAUUCCUUCCCCUACAGUGGCUCCUUGCCCUUGCCAUAAUUCAGUGCCUAAGACCAAAAAAGUGAGUUGGUGAUUCUACUCUGUCUUGCUCUUAUUCUCAUCUGUUUCAACUCUUAAUAUGUAUCUUUUAUUAUAAGGAUCCUCUAAAAAUAUUUUUUAUGAGUCAGACCCCAAAGUGUAUGGCUCUGUUCCCAGCAAGCUUAUCUACCUUCUUCUUCUCCUGUAUGACACAGAACCAAAGCCAGUUUAAUAAUACCCUAUGCCUCAACUGUGCUUGAGAUUACAUAGUGCUUCU
This is a messenger RNA of Sciurus carolinensis (gray squirrel), 11311 nucleotides long. It is a transcript of the gene Ncoa6, whose product is annotated as nuclear receptor coactivator 6. Gene Ontology annotation, biological process: positive regulation of transcription by RNA polymerase II. The record is from RefSeq and is a predicted model, not a curated record. Gene Ontology annotation, cellular component: histone methyltransferase complex; nucleus; transcription regulator complex. The transcript has 11 exons. The coding region runs from base 3869 to 9559 and encodes 1896 amino acids. NCBI's taxonomy places the organism in Eukaryota, Metazoa, Chordata, Mammalia, Rodentia, Sciuridae.